AUGGACACAAAUAAAGACUUUGACGACAGAUCCAAGAGCUUCGAUAUCCUGGACCUGCCCGAAUACGACUACCUGUACAAGCCCGAGGACAUGCCUUUCAGCAGUGAUUUGAGCUUCUCCAUCUCAAACGAGCCCAAGUUUUCCCCUGCAAUCCCCACCGGCGCGGGCAAGCACUUUCUGAACAGAUACGCCGGCCCAAAGGAGAGCAGCAGGCAGACGCACAUCGACGUUCGCGCCGAAAAGGAGAAGGGCCUGGACUACUUUGGCACAAGCGCUUCGCACGCAAGGCACAUGAAAGAGCCGCCUUUCAUCCCGUUUGGCCAGAGCAGGGACCUGCACCCAGAGGCACGGAUCGGCUACGACUUCCAGCCGUACGCAGGCAGCGGCGCAGAGCAGGCCGUAUACGUCAACGCGAACCAGUACCAAUGCAUAAAAAAGCGGAAGGAGAGAAGAGACUACUUGGACUCGCUAGAAAAAAAAACUAAUGCUGCAUACCAGCACGAAAGCAGACACAAGCAUGCGAUGAAGAGGCCCCGGGCGCCUUCUGGCAGAUUUCUCACAAAAGAAGAGGCAUUCUUUGAGGAGACAGCGAAGCAUACUUAA
This is a messenger RNA of Nematocida major, 603 nucleotides long. RefSeq lists its product as uncharacterized. Gene Ontology annotation, biological process: regulation of transcription by RNA polymerase II. The transcript has a single exon. The record is from RefSeq and is a predicted model, not a curated record. Lineage: Eukaryota; Fungi; Microsporidia. Gene Ontology annotation, molecular function: RNA polymerase II cis-regulatory region sequence-specific DNA binding; DNA-binding transcription factor activity, RNA polymerase II-specific. The coding region runs from base 1 to 603 and encodes 200 amino acids.